Molecule: messenger RNA, 1728 nt
Organism: Dissoconium aciculare CBS 342.82
Lineage: Eukaryota; Fungi; Ascomycota; Dothideomycetes; Mycosphaerellales; Dissoconiaceae
Product: multicopper oxidase
Exons: 4
Coding region: 1-1728 (575 amino acids)
Molecular function (GO): oxidoreductase activity; copper ion binding
Source: RefSeq, a predicted model, not a curated record
AUGUUCACAAUCCUGGCCGUUCUGGCCUGUUUGGUACAAGCUGCGACUCUGGCCACGCAGAUUGAGGCUCCCACUCCAAUCGAAGAGCGAGACAGUGCCUGUACCCACGGCCCUCUUACUCGUGCCUGCUGGAGCGACGGGUUCAGUAUCGCAACCGACUUCGACCUCAAGUUUCCGGUCACUGGCAACAUCGUGCAAUACAAUCUCGUAAUCACGAAUGGCACCUGUAACCCCGACGGGAAUGGUAAUCGACAAUGCUUCCUUGUGAAUGGACAGUAUCCAGGACCACAAAUCACAGCCAAUUGGGGAGAUCGACUGCAAGUCACCGUUCAGAACAAUCUUGCCGCCAACGGCACUAGCAUUCAUUGGCACGGUGUCCGUCAACUUGACAGCGUUGGAUCCGAUGGCGUGAGUGGCAUCACAGAGUGUCCCAUCGCUCCGGGGAUCAGCACGAAGUAUGACUUCUUGGUCACCCAAUUCGGAACAUCGUGGUACCACAGUCAUUUCAGUUCACAGUAUGGAGACGGGAUCAUUGGUCCUUUAGUAUUCAAUGGUCCCGCUUCGGCAAACUACGAUAUCGAUCUCGGGCCGUACGCCAUCAAUGAUUGGUUUUACAAGACCACGCCUCAGCUGGAGAAAAUCAUCCUCGACAACCUGCAGAGAAACGUCGGUCCACCUCCUGGUGAUACCAUCCUCAUAAAUGGUACCAACAAAAAUGCCAAAGGCGGUGGCAACUACAACCAGGUGAGACUGACCAAAGGCAAAAAAUAUCGCCUGCGGUUGAUCAACAUGUCCUUGGACAACUACAUCCGAGUCUCACUGGACAAGCAUGUCUUCCAAGUCAUCACAGCCGACUUCGUGCCCGUCAAACCGUUCUACACAGACUGGAUCUUGAUCAGUAUCGGGCAACGAUACGAUGUUGUCAUCUUUGCAAAUCAAACUGCAGGUAAUUACUGGUUUCGUGCCGAGCCAGCAACGGACUGUCGUAGCACCAACAACUUCCCCGGCCGAGCCAUUUUCUCCUAUGACAAUGUCACUGUCGCGACGCCGACAACUUCCGCCGCCAAUUUCGUCGCUGAUUGCAUUGAGCCUCUUCCAUCGCCGUUCUGGAAGCAGCCGGUCCCCAACGGAAACUUCUCAAGCAUUGCGAGCUCGCUGAAUGUCGGUCUCACAAGAGCACAGGCCGUACCCGGAGGCGAUACGGUGGUACUCUGGGCACUCAAUGCCUCCUCCAUGAAUGUGGCCUGGGAGAAACCCACGCUCUCAUACAUCAUGGAUGGGAACCCGAGCUACCCCCCACGUCUGAAUAUCAUCCCAAUUCUAUCAAAAGGAAAUUGGAACUACUGGCUGAUCCAACAAGCCUCUCAAGUCCCACCAAUCCCUCAUCCCGUCCACCUCCACGGACACGACUUCUUCGUCCUUGGACAAGGUUCCUCCAGGUUCGAUUCGAACACCGCGAACCUCAAUUGGCUCACGCCGCCACGUCGGGACACCGCAAGCGUCUACUCCAAUGGGUGGCUCGCGCUGGCUUUCACUUCGAAUAAUCCCGGAACAUGGUUGAUGCACUGCCACAUUGCAUGGCACAUUUCCGAAGGUCUCGGCGUGCAAUUCCUCGAGUCACCGUCCUCGAUCAUCCUGCCGAAUCGCACAAUGUAUCAGAAUCAGUGUGAUGCCUGGGCCAAAUACCAGGCGGGAAUGCCUUAUCCCAAGAUGGAUUCGGGGUUGUGA